CAUAAUUUCUCAACCCAAAAACCCUAACCAUACCCGUGCUCUCUCCCUCCCUCUCGGCGUGCUUUCUCCCAGCGUAGCACAGCACCCGCCGUCCUCUUCUCCUCGACGGCAGCAGCGGCGCAGCACAGCCCCCCCUCUUCCUCGGCGACGACAACACCUUCUCCUCUCAAUAUGGCUUCCUCUGAUAAAGCUUCAGAAAACUCAACCUCUUCCUCCUCCUCGAAUGCUCCUCAUCUUGCCUUCACAACAAUCUCCAACGUCAAGCUUCAUGUCCCGAUUCAGCUCAGCUUUUCUCAGCCCAACUACAAAAAGUGGAGUCGGCUAUUUCUCCUCCUGGUGCGCCGAUUCACCCUACACGGCUUUUUCUCGGGUUUUUCAUCUCCCUCCUCUACUGAUGAUGAUGAAUGGUUCCAGCUCGACGCCCUGAUCCAAGGAUGGAUUCUCUCUACUAUUUCUGACGAAGUCUCAGAUCUAGUCAUCUCUACCACCUCCACCGCUGCUGAAUUAUGGCAGGGUACGAUGACUAUGGCCACGUAUUUUCAAACACUUUGGAACAUUGCUGAUUGGUUGGAUGACGUCGACGCCCUGGUCUCUGAGUCUCAACUCGUGCUCCAAAUGCUUCGGGGGCUGCCCGAAGAUCUUCAUGCUCAGACGUCGUUCCUACAAUUCCAACAACCGCUGCCCAACUUUCUUCAGACCCGAUCCGCCCUCCUACUCCUAGAUCGGAAAUGGCAAAGCAUCGCGGACGACGCCAGGACAGCCCUCCUGGCCGGCAGAACCGGCGGCCCUCCUUACGGCUCCAGCAGCGGCGGCUUCGGGCAUGGCAGUGGAGUGCCUGGCAGCGGGCACAGCGGCGACGGUGGUGGCCGCGGACAGCAGGGGAGCAACUACGGCCGUGGUGGAGGCGGUCGUGGACGUGGACGAGGAAGAAACUCUGGCUCGCAACGACACCCGCAUGACGGCUACGUACCUUAGAACAACUCACCGCAACCCAACCCCAGCUCGGGUCUCCUCGGCCCGUGCCCACCCAACCCUACUCAUCCCAAUGCCCACGCCUACUACACCUACAACCCUAACCCUAACCCUCCACCCCAACCCUACGGCCAAACAACCUACCCAGCCCCAACCCUACCCCCUUACCCAACAGCCCCCCCAUACCCAUCACCCUACCCGCAAACACCACCCCCCACCCGCAGGCUCCCAACCU
Cuscuta campestris is the source of this 1207-nucleotide messenger RNA. Lineage: Eukaryota; Viridiplantae; Streptophyta; Magnoliopsida; Solanales; Convolvulaceae. The record is from the annotation of a GenBank genome assembly.